AUGUGCCGCAUGACUACCAAAUUGACAGAAAAAGUGAUUGUGGGUCUUACGAUUGCUAGCCUCUUCGAUUUUCGUGCAUGCGCUCCAGAAGUGCUGGCACUGCUCCUCCCGUCGCCGUUCCUCCGCGAGGUCGCUCCAUCCUCCUGUCCCCCAAAACCGAAACCCGCGGACCCGAAAUCUGCGGAUAUCCAACCCGACCCGAACCCACUGCCAUCCUUACUCCCGUGUGCCUCCUCGCAGACGACGACAGCGCCCACGCCUCCACCCCCUCGUCACCGGUGGCAAUGCCAGCCGCCUCUAGAAGCCCCCAGGCAGACCACUGUUUGUUGGUUCCUCAAUUCUUCACCUAGCACUUCGGUUGGCAGUUUCAGUUGUCAAGAGCUCGGUGAGCGUGCGGGCGUGUGCCUGGAGCGGAUGUAUUGUGACGCACGGGAGGCAGCAAUGAUGUGGAGAGCGAGGGGAAGAAUGUGGAAGGCCAUCAGAGAUGUUGCCAAGUGAAAUGACAUGGCAUCUGCAAAGUUGUGACUAGUAAUCAUACACGCUUUAUUUCAGUUCAUCAGCUCCUAAAUCAUACGUGCUUUAUUUCAGUUCAUCAGCUCCUAACACAUCUUUCAGUCAAUGUGUACCUGCACUUCUAUAUGCUUAGUCAUUCACAUAUCACAAAUUUUCUGGAGAGGGAUUGCGUCUGAAAAAAGAAUUGUUUUGUGCAGCAAGUUGGACGCAACUUUUUAAUUUAGUACAUGCGCUGGAGUUGCUUGCUUGCUGGAGAUCGCCCAUUUCUGGAACCUGGAGUUGCUUGCUUGCUGGAGAUCGCCCGUGCAGACUUUUCUUUUUCAUGGAGAACAAAGUUUGGUGCACAGAUAUUCGUUGGCCAAUCUGAAACAAUCCUUUUCUGUACAUAAAUCAAUCAGUUGUAUGAGGGCCACAAGAACAUGGAGUACAAAUGGGAUUAGUUUGCUUUCGAUCAUAAAAACUCAUAUAUUUACAACAUCGAUGAAUGAAUGGAGCAUGUGCUUGCAGUA
This is a messenger RNA of Panicum virgatum (switchgrass), 1022 nucleotides long. RefSeq lists its product as uncharacterized. The record is from RefSeq and is a predicted model, not a curated record. The transcript is spliced from 5 exons. The coding region runs from base 1 to 498 and encodes 165 amino acids. Lineage: Eukaryota; Viridiplantae; Streptophyta; Magnoliopsida; Poales; Poaceae.